Symbiodinium necroappetens is the source of this 1716-nucleotide messenger RNA. Lineage: Eukaryota; Dinophyceae; Suessiales; Symbiodiniaceae. The record is from the annotation of a GenBank genome assembly.
AUGGCGUGUGCAGCACGAGCAAUGGCAAUGCUUGCGGUUUUCGCAUUUCCUCUCCGAACGAAGCCUGGCAAGCAUUGCAUGCCGGUUCUGAUGUGCAACCGAGCAUACCGACGCAGUGGCGGUGCCCGACGGGACCGCGAUCUGGAUCAUAGGACGAGCUUGAGUAUUCGUCUGAUCUUGACGCCGACCUAUAUCUUGACACCAUCCGACAAGGGGACAGACCUGGACACUUCCGUUUGGGCUCUGCUAGCGGACUGCCAAGGCAAGUUCGCCCUUAGCAGCACCUGGCUGCAGGGCUGUCGCACGCGGGAAGUGAUCAGCUUUGGCAUUACAGCCUGGGCCGCUGGAUCCAUCUGUUCGAUGCUGUCCGGUGACCUGGCAGCAUAUUCGUCUAGCGUGGAUGCACGCGUCGUGCAGGAAGCGCUGGAACUGGCCACACUGCGUGUUGCACGAGGCAUGACACGCCGCCUGAGCUUGCUAUUGCGAGCUGGCUUCGUAUGCUGGUGUGCAGCCGUUCAGAGAGGCCGCGAGUUCCGGACUUUGGUGCCAGUCCUUCUCGAGUCUGUCUCGGAUGUUUUUGAAGCGCAUGCGCUGCGCAGCGAAUGGUCGGCUUGGCAGCAAUGGUGGUGCCACGUUGGGGAGUGCAGAGCCGCAGACACCGAAGAGUUGCUGCUGUUAUGCCUCUGCGCCUGGCGACAAAGCUCCGUGGAGCAGCGCCACAAGCGUGGGGUGCAUCUGCUCUGCGAGCGCUACCGUCACACACGCACCAAGCGGAAAGUCCUGCAUUUGUGGCAACGUCGCUUGAGGCAGCUCUCCCUGGUCAUACAGUCCGUCCACCUUUGGACUGCAUCUCGUGCCACACUCUGGGCGCAGACCGUGGCAAUGGCUUGGCACGGCUGCGUGGUGCGGCGCCGACGGAGCCAGGUCGCCGCAAUCCGGCUUCUGUGGCAGAGGAGGGCGCGUUUGCUGUCUUCUUGGCGGCUUCUCCUUCUGCGACGCCUGGCUGGGCAGGGCGUGGCGGAGGCUGUACUUCUCUCCCGGGCGCUGCGUUGGAUCCGGGCCUGGCGACUCUGGGCCUUCUCGCAUGCGCGGAAGAGGGAAGCGGACGAAGUGAAAGCGACAUUCGUGCGUCAGUCGCGGCAACGGUGGUGGGUGGAGCGUUGGUGCUCGGUCUGCCGCUUGAACCGUCUGGUGGAUGUGGCAGAGAAGUGGGAUGGUCAAGUCCUUUGUCGGCAGUUGGUCCGCAGAGCCUUCAGGGGCUGGUCGGCGCUGAUGGGCCUGUACGCCUGCGCGGAGAAGGCUGCGACAAGGGUGGGCGAACUUCGCAUGUCUCGCAUGCUGCGUCUUUGGUCCUUCCUCCUGCGAGUUGGAGAAAAGCGGCCGCAUCAAAUCAUGCAAAGCACCAUUGACAGCUGGAAAGCUGCACGGAGCCGCAACACAGAAGUUCGGCAGGGUCUGUACAGGCUUGGCCGUUGGACGAAGGAUCCGGUUUUCCAGCAGUGGAAGUUGCCACUUGGGCUAGUCUCGCAGCACGUUUCGCUAAGCCACGUGGUGCUUGGUGCUCCUGGGGGUACCUCAGAGACCGUAGGCGACGUCAGGGCCUUGUGGGCAGCGGCAGGACACGGCUCAGAUUUGAUGUCGUUGUUUGCUGCAUUACAGGGAUGUGUGGCGGCUGUGACGCAGACGACGAAAAGUGCUUCUAUUGUGACUGCUUAG